Messenger RNA from Moneuplotes crassus, 1522 nucleotides. Lineage: Eukaryota; Ciliophora; Spirotrichea; Euplotida; Euplotidae. The record is from the annotation of a GenBank genome assembly.
AUUAGUUAAAAUUUAGCAUGAAAAGGAGAAGCAGAAAAAGUUGACUUUUGAAUGAUUCAGCCAAAGGCACCAAAACUGAUGAAUGCAAAGAGAAAGAGGCUGAAGCUAAGAAAAGUAAUAUUAAGAAUGAAGAGGAAUUGAAUGAAAGCAAGGCUUUGGAUCGAUCAAAAACUCUUGAGAUUAAGUAUGAGGAUGAUAAGAGUCGAGUCAAAAGAAGAAAGUUAGUUAAGAGUCAGAAACCAAAGAAAUCAAGAAGAGAAAAUUUAAAGCAAUGUAUUUUAAAACCACCUGAAGCAUCAACUCACUCGGUUCAGUGUCAAAUAUUCCAGCAGAGUGAUACCAAGUCUAGUAUAGUGAGUGAAAGGAAGAAAUCAGAUCGUGGAACUCCUAAAUUUUUAAAAUCUCCACAUUCUAUGUACUCCUCCUCCAGCCGCUACUUCCUCACCUCGACCCGCCAAAUCCCCCACCUCACCCGAAAACCCUCCACACACAGAUCCUCCCCUGCCUCCUCCCACUUCCCUUCCAUCCCACUAAUCUCCUUCCAAAGAGCCAAGGAUGAGAUCAUAUCCGAAAUCCAUAAAGCUUCCAGUCACACUUCAAAGAUAUUCAAUUUUAAUCAGCAGCUAAAAGAUCUUGAAAGCAAGUUCAGUGAUAUGUUCAACAAGGUUAUGAAAAGUCAUGAAGAGAUCAUGAGAGAGAUUAAAAAGCCUGAAGAAAAAAAGAUACCAAUUCAAAGCAUUCCUUUAUCUCAAAUGAUAGAGAAUACUGUUUAUCCUAACUCUACAAAUCAGAAUGCUGAGCCGAUGAGUUUGGUAAAUCUUCCACUUUUCAGUGGCUUUUCAUUGCAAUGGGAUCCGACAAAAGCUUUCACUAGUGACAGUAAUCCAACAACCAACAACCUGAAUUCACUAAGUCAGAACCAAUUUCAAGCAAUCCGUGACCAUACCCAAUCUCUUAAUCCUUCUGCAGGAAUAGUAGUAUGAGAUACCUCCUCUCACGAGAAUACUUCCAAAAAGCGAGAGAUAAAGCAAAUUUCCAAAAGACAUGAAGAGCUUGACAGUACCAGAGAGAGUGAUUGCUACACAAAAGAGUUUAAGAAAGAGUCUUCAAAGAGUGAUGUCAACAACUAUGAUAACUCAAGUGACGAUCUUUUAAAAGCUGCUCCUCACCAAGAUCUCAAAGAUAUUAAGAAAGGUAUUCAACAGCAACUCCAGAAUAUCAAGGAGCAAUCAGAAGAGAAGUCAAAGGAGCCUUCUGCCAAACCAGCUGCUAAGAAAUCUAAUAAAUCCAAACCGAAAAGGAAAUCAACUAGGAAGCAAAGAAGCACUAAAUCCCAGAAGCCCCGCAAGAAGAGAUCCAGAAGUUCCUUAGCCGCAGCUAAGAAGACUAAGAAAGCCAAGAAGAUAAAACAGAUUGAAGAUGAAGAAUCAGCCAUUGAAACUAUUUCUAAAAUGCUCAAGCUGAAAAACGCCAAGAAGGAAGAUAUCCCUAUUGUAUCUUCCCUUUCAAGAGGUUCCUAAUU